GCCACGCUUUGUUCGGCGGGCGGGAGACAGGCGCGGCGCUUUGUCCCGCCGGGAGCGUGUCCGGCCCUGGUUGAGAUCCAUGCGUCCCUCACUGUGAGCCAUUUUCUCCAGUCCUCAGGGUCUGAGCCAUCGUCUGGGCCAGGAUGAGCUGGAGUUUCCUGACCCGGCUCCUGGAGGAGAUCAACAACCACUCAACCUUUGUGGGCAAGGUCUGGCUCACUGUCCUCAUCGUCUUCCGCAUCGUGCUGACUGCCGUGGGUGGGGAGUCCAUUUACUAUGAUGAGCAGAGCAAGUUUGUGUGCAACACGCAGCAGCCGGGCUGCGAGAACGUCUGCUACGACGCCUUCGCACCCCUCUCCCAUGUCCGCUUCUGGAUCUUCCAGAUCAUCAUGGUGGCCACGCCCUCCGUCAUGUACCUGGGUUUCGCCAUGCACCGCCUUGCCCGCGGGCCGGAGGGCCGCCGGCGGGGGAGCGGGGGCCCGCGGGUGCGCAUGCCCGUGGUGCGGCGGGGCGCCGGGCGGGACUACGAGGAGGCAGAGGAGGAUAACGAGGAGGAUCCCAUGAUCUUUGAGGAGAUCGAGGUGGAGAAGGAGAAGGGCGGGGAGGGGGGCGAGAAGCACGAUGGGCGCCGGCGGAUCCGCCAGGAUGGGCUGAUGAAGGCCUACGUGCUGCAGCUGUUGUGCCGCUCGGUGCUGGAGGUGGCCUUCCUCUUCGGGCAGUACGUGCUGUACCACUUUGAGGUGAGCCCCUCCUACGUGUGCAGCCGCAGCCCCUGCCCGCACAUCGUCGACUGCUUUGUCUCCCGGCCCACCGAGAAGACCAUCUUCCUGCUCAUCAUGUACGCGGUCAGUGGGCUCUGCCUCUUCCUCAACCUCCUCGAGCUCUGUCACCUGGGGGUCGGCCGCAUCCGGGACUUGCUGCACCAGGGCAGCGACAGCCCGAGCCCCCACGACAGCCACCCUGGGCCGCACUAUGCCAAGAAGGCCCCCAGCGCGCCUCCCACCUACCACUCGCUGAAGAAAGAGCCCCCCAAGGGCCAACUGGCCAACGGGAAGCUGGACUACAGCGAGAACCUGGCCAGCGUUCCGGCCGAGCGCUCCCGCGAGCACGAGCUGGACCGGCUGCACAAGCACCUCCGCAUGGCCCAGGAGCACCUGGAGAUGGCCUUCCAGCUGAACCCCACACUGGAGACGGCCAGCCCCUCGCGCAGCAGCAGCCCUGAGGCCAACGGUCUCGCUGCCGAGCAGAACCGCCUCAACUUGGCCCACGAAAAUGAAGGAUCUGCUUGCGAGAGAACCACAGGAUUGUGAGAGGCUGGGCCCCUCAGGGCAGCUGCAGAGAUGGCGACGGAAUGGCUGGGACUGGCAAUAUGCUCCUGAGGAGACCACUGGAACCUGGACAGCCUGUGCUGGGGAAACGGGGAGGAGACCGGGGAAGA
Molecule: messenger RNA, 1438 nt
Organism: Mauremys reevesii (Reeves's turtle)
Lineage: Eukaryota; Metazoa; Chordata; Testudines; Geoemydidae
Product: gap junction gamma-1 protein-like
Exons: 4
Coding region: 144-1310 (388 amino acids)
Biological process (GO): cell communication
Cellular component (GO): connexin complex
Source: RefSeq, a predicted model, not a curated record